GUUUUGUCCAGGGUAGUAGUUUCUACAGAAGGGGUCUCAAGGGCAGCAAUUUCUGUAGAAGUGGGUCCUGCAAAAGUGGUUUCAAGUGUCGUUGUUUCUUCAGAAGUGGUGCCAAAGGUACUAGUUUCUGCAAAAUGGUGCCAAGAGUAGUAGUUUCUGCAGAAGUGGUUCCAAGGGUAGCAGUUUCUGCAGAAGUGGUAUCCAAGGUAGUAAUUUCUUCAGAAGUGGUUCCCAGGGUAGUAAUUUCAACAGAAGUGGUGCCAAGACUAGUAGUUUGUGCUGAAGCGGUAGUUGUUCCAGCAGUUGUCAUUCCUGGUCUGGAUGUUUCCAAAACUAUUCCUGUUGAACUAACAGAGGGUGUUGUUUCUGCAGAACUCAAAGAAGUCAAUGGUAUAUCAAAGUAAACUAUUGUGCUAUUCAAUGUAGUAUGUUCUGUAUGUGUGGGAGUGCUUGAUGAAAGUGUUCUUUGGGUUGUUUCAGGAAUUUCUUCAAAUUCCUCACAAGGAAUAGUGGGUAUGGCAUCAAAGUCUGAAAGAUCAAAAUCUGUCCCAAACUCUACAUCAGCAACAGCAGGAGUUGUAGUUUUGGUGAUUCUGCCUGGUUGUGUAGACACACUGGAGGCUUCUACUUUUAUGGUUGUACCAAGAGUUAUAUCAGCUGGCCUGAAGGGAACUGUGUUUGUCCUUGUUGUGGAGUCUGGAUAUGAAGGUGUGCUGGAUGGAAAUAUCCUUGGGGUCGUUUUACGGGUUUCUUCAAAUUCCCCACAAGGAAGAGUGGGCAAGACAUCAAAGUCUGAAAGGUCAAAGUCUGUCCCAAACUCUACAUCAGCAGCAGCUGUAGUUUUGGUGAUUCUGUCUGGUUGUGUAGACACACUGGAGGCUUCUACUUUUAUGGUUGUACCAAGAGUUAUAUCAGCUGGCCUGAAGGGAACUGUUUUUGUCCUUGUUGUGGGGUCUGGAUAUGAAGGAGAGUUAGAUAGAAGUAUCCUUGGGGUCGUUUUAGGGGUUUCUUCGAAUUCUCCACGAGGAAGAGUGGGUAUGACAUCAAAGUCUGAAAGGUCAAAAUCUGUCCCAAACUCUAUAUCAGCAGCAGCAGAAGUUGUAGUUUUGGUGAUUCUUCCUGGUUGUGCAGACACACUGGAGGCUUCUGCUUUUUCGGUUGUACCAAGUGUUAUAUCAAGUGGCCUGAAUGUAACGGUGUUUGUCCAUGUAGCGGGGUCUGGAUGUGUAGGUGUGCUGGAUGGAAGCAUCCUUUGGGUCGUUUUAGGGUUUUCUUCCAACUCCCCACAUGGAACAGUGGGUUUGACGUCAAAAUCUGAAAGACCAAAAUCUAUCCAAAACUCUCCAUCAGCAUGA
Molecule: messenger RNA, 1355 nt
Organism: Sinocyclocheilus anshuiensis
Lineage: Eukaryota; Metazoa; Chordata; Actinopteri; Cypriniformes; Cyprinidae
Exons: 2
Coding region: 516-1355 (279 amino acids)
Source: RefSeq, a predicted model, not a curated record